Eutrema salsugineum is the source of this 723-nucleotide messenger RNA. RefSeq lists its product as uncharacterized. Bases 100 to 489 code for a protein of 129 amino acids. NCBI's taxonomy places the organism in Eukaryota, Viridiplantae, Streptophyta, Magnoliopsida, Brassicales, Brassicaceae. Gene Ontology annotation, cellular component: mitochondrial large ribosomal subunit. The record is from RefSeq and is a predicted model, not a curated record. The transcript has 2 exons. Gene Ontology annotation, molecular function: structural constituent of ribosome.
UGUUGUUUCCUCCCGAAAACAAACCCCUUUUUCUGAAUCGCGAUAAACCCUAAAUUCGAUUCAAUUGGAAUUGGAGGUAGGUAAGGUAUAGGGGAGAAAAUGAGGGGUCGAAUUGGAAUGAUUAGCAGCGGAUCCAAGGAUGUGGCCCGGAGAACGUUUGCUGCAGCAGCUAGUAAAGCCAAGAAAGGUGGGAAAGGAGGAGGAGGAGGAGGAGCUAGUGAUGCUCCUAAAGGAUCGACCCUGAGCAAAGAGAUCAAAUCCACCACCGUCGUUGGAGCUAACACUCUCAAAGAUGGAGCUGAUCCCAAGAUCUUCCCUGACUCUGAUUACCCGCCUUGGCUCUGGCGUCUUCUCGAUACUCGCCCUGCGCUUAGUGAGCUCCGAAGGAAGAACGUCGAGACUCUUCCCUACGACGAUCUCAAACGUUUUGUCAAGCUGGACACCCGAGCCAAAAUCAAGGAUAACAACUCCAUCAAGGCCAAGAACUGAGAUCCUUUGUUUUUGCUUUCGAGUGUAACCCCAAAUCCUUCUUCAAGACAAGAGAUGACUCCGUUGUAGGUUUACCUCUUCAGUUCAGAUUUUAUUGUUUACUGUCAUGGGACCUAUUUUAUAUUAUUGAGAUUUUUGCAUCAAUCUCUAUGUCUCUUGGUGGAGUGGAUACCAACUCUUGUUUGUCGGGUUCAAUAUCUUCACAAUAAAGUUAAAGCAAAGUUUGGAUCAGUA